UGUGUUAAAAAAAUAAGUCGCGCCGCGUUUUUUUUCAGUACUGUUUCUUUUACUAAAAAAUAAAUAUAAUUUGUGAUAUUUACUAAAAUUUGCUUACAUUUUAUUGAAUGGAUUGUAAGAAAGCCAAAUGAAGUUAGAUAUAUUGAAUAGACAAAAAGAAAAUGUUCAUGGUGAAAUGGAUUUUAUCAGUCGGAUAUUUAAACUAAUCAGAGGCAACACCGAACCGAAUUCAUUAAAACGAAGGUCAGAAGAGAAACCUGAUUAUUCCCAGUUGACAAAAUAUCGCAGAGUAACUAACGAAUUUCCAAAAAUUAUUGAGAGACCAUUUGAAGAUGACAUCCAAACUGUGAAUGCACCUCCUAACGUGAGUGUUCCUCUUAUGUCACAACAGAAACGUAAAUUAAAUGAGCGAUCAUCUAUAUUAUUCCCAAUGAGCAAAAGUAAUAAUUUUGCAGAAUUAGAAUAUUCUGACGAUGAAGAUGAAAUUUUACAGCCGCGUCGACCAUUAAAUAAAAAUUCCUUUGAUUCAGGUGGGUUAUUACAACGAGGUCCUGAAGUAGUUGAUAUUUCAAAAUAUAAUUUGGAACCGGCUUCAAAAUUCAAUGAGAUUAGUUCUCAAUAUAAGGCAAAUCAAAAAACUCUUGGUCCAUUUACUCAAAACAUUCCUGUUCGUGUUGAAGCAGUUGCUAGGUCACAAGUCCCGCCACUAAUAGAACCUCGAACGGGAAAUAUUAUUACUUCAUUACCAUUAAAUGUUCCUGAUUUAAAACCAAUCCGUAAAUCAUUUUUUUCGAAUAUUAUAAAUACGCUAGGUAAUAGUGUUAGCAAUAAUACACCAACUACAAGUAAUUUAUUGAAUGGAAAUGCGAUAGUAGUAAAUAAUGUAAUUUCUCAAGCGCAAAAUCAACAAACCAAUUUAUCAAGGAGUACUUCAAUAAAUUGCAUGAACGGAAGUUUAGGCUUAGUUCCUAAAAUACCUGCUUUUAGGAAACAAGACGCCAAAAAUGUUGCUCACAGUUCAUAUAUGAUUAAUACGCCAAAUACAGUAGUAAAUCAGGUUUAUAAUAUUCAGGAAAAGGAAUCAUAUGAAGAGCUCCUAAAAAAAUUGGUACCAUCGUUAUAUAAUUCCGAUAAACGUUGGUGCUUAAAUCCAGAAAAUAAUUCAUUAACAAUAGCUGAAAAUAAGAAAGUUCGAAAGGGAAUUAGAGGGAGGAAGCCAAUUCACGAUUUUAAUCAUCCAAUUGUCGAUCGCAUUGAUCUCACUAGUAAAGGUGUAAAACAACCAGCUUCAUCCAAAUUAAUCAUGCCUGUUAUUAAUUUGGACGAGGAUGAUGACAAUAAUGAUAAGGGAGUCAUAGAUUUGGAUGCAGAGGAAACUACAAUACUAUCACAAUAUCGGAAAUUGGGAACUCAUACUAAAUUUGAUGAACCAAAUAAAAAAAAUGUCAAAGAUAAAAAAGAUGAAUUACCUUAUGUCGAACCAGUUAAUACUCUUAAAGAAAAGAACGAGUUAAGUCCAGUACUACAACCUCAAUGGCUGACACAGUUCCAAGAAAAAUUCGCUUUAAAACAAAAGCUUAGACAACAGCAAAUUUCUGAAGCAACUGAAGACACUACUUCCAUCCAAUUGAAUAGAGCUAGGAAAUCAAGCGAAGAGACUGAACGUGCCCAACGUCUUGUUAAUGAAAAAUUUAAAAAUUUCCAUAUAACAGCGGAUAUCAUAAUCAUAGACGAAGAAGAGGAAGAAGAGGAGGUGGAAUUCCCAGAGUUUUCUGAUGAAGAUGAUGCUUUAAUCAAAAAAUCUAUAUAUCGUGGAACUGCUGACGAAGUUUUGAUUCAAAAAUUCAACAUGAGCAUACGAAGACGUGAUAUACAAACUUUAGUGGGGGAUACCUGGCUCAAUGAUGAAGUUAUUAAUUUUUAUAUGAAUUUAUUGAUGGAACGUGGAGAAAUACGUGCAUCAGAAAAUUAUCCGAAAGUAUAUGCAAUGAAUACAUUUUUUAUUCCACGUUUAAUGUCAAGCGGAUACUCAGCCGUACGGCGUUGGACUAGAAAAGUUGAUUUGUUUUCAUAUGAUAUAAUACCGGUCCCUGUUCAUGUUGGAGGUGUCCAUUGGUGUAUGGCAAUUAUACAUUUGAAAAAUAAGACUAUAAAAUACUAUGAUUCGAUGGGUACGCCAAAUUUAAGAGUAUUACAAGCCCUUGAACAAUAUUUAAGGGAUGAAUCUUUAGAUAAAAAAAAUGUUGUAUUUGAAACAAACGAUUUUGUCAAAGAGUGUGUAGCAGAUUGUCCACGACAAAUGAAUGGUAGUGAUUGUGGUGUAUUCAGUUGUAUGUUUGCCGAAUAUGUGACACGUAACAAGAGCAUAACAUUUUCACAACAACAUAUGCAAUACUUUAGACAUAAAAUGAUACUGGAAAUCGUUAAAGGAAAACUUUUACUAUAAAAGUUAAAAAACAAAACAGUAAAAUGAAUUAAAUAACACAAUCAUGGAAAUUUAACAAAAAUUUUACCAUUUUUGGAAUAGAAUUAUAACAAUUUUAAUAUAAAUUAAAAAGUGAAUUUAUUUAUUUGGUUAAAUAAUUUUAGUAUUAAAGAUUCAUCAACCAGUCAAACAUCAAAAAAAUUAUAUAUUUCAGUUCACUUGUUAAAUAUAACAUCUCGAAAAUCUUUGCACAUACUAUAUCAUCUAACAAGAAGCAGCCUAAAUAGGACUUGUAUAAGUAUAUUUUUUUUUCAGUUUAAAAAUUUUGUACAAUAUUUGAAAUGUAAUAAUAUACAUACAAUUAAGAUUUUUUUUGCUGCUGCUUUUAGAUUUUACUGUGCUAAUGAUUAGCAGUUUUCAAAUAAAAUAAUAAAAAAAUAGUUACUUUCCUAAUCUAUUUUUGAGUUAAACUAAAUUCAUUAUCCCAUAGCAUUUUUUUCACAUCUCUGUUCUAGAAAUUACAACAAUGCAAAAGA
Condylostylus longicornis is the source of this 2961-nucleotide messenger RNA. RefSeq names its product sentrin-specific protease 1 (gene Ulp1). Gene Ontology annotation, biological process: protein desumoylation. Gene Ontology annotation, molecular function: deSUMOylase activity. Gene Ontology annotation, cellular component: nucleus. NCBI's taxonomy places the organism in Eukaryota, Metazoa, Arthropoda, Insecta, Diptera, Dolichopodidae. The record is from RefSeq and is a predicted model, not a curated record. The transcript has 7 exons. The coding region runs from base 128 to 2446 and encodes 772 amino acids.